Rangifer tarandus platyrhynchus (Svalbard reindeer) is the source of this 981-nucleotide messenger RNA. The record is from the annotation of a GenBank genome assembly. NCBI's taxonomy places the organism in Eukaryota, Metazoa, Chordata, Mammalia, Artiodactyla, Cervidae.
AUGGCGGCGGCGGCGGCGAUGGCCGAGCAGGAGAACGCCCGGAACGGCGCCCGCAACCGCGGCGGCGUCCAGCGCGUGGAGGGCAAGCUGCGGGCCAGCGUCGAGAAGGGCGACUACUACGAGGCGCACCAGAUGUACCGGACCCUCUUCUUCAGGUACAUGGCCCAGAGCAAGCACGCGGAGGCCCGCGAACUCAUGUGCUCCGGAGCCCUGCUGUUCUUCAGCCACGGCCAGCAAAACAGCGCCGCUGACCUGUCCAUGCUCGUCCUGGAGUCGCUGGAGAAGGCGGAGGUCGAGGUGGCCAACGAACUGCUGGAAAGUUUGGCCAAGCUGUUCAGCCUGAUGGACCCCAACUCCCCGGAGCGAGUGGCGUUCGUGUCUCGAGCCCUCAAGUGGUCCAGUGGCGGGUCAGGGAAGCUGGGCCAUCCCCGGCUCCACCAGCUGCUGGCCCUCACCCUGUGGAAAGAACAGAACUACUGCGAGUCGCGAUACCACUUCCUGCACUCAAGCGACGGUGAGGGCUGCGCCAACAUGCUGGUGGAGUACUCCACGGCCCGAGGCUUCCGCAGCGAGGUGGACAUGUUUGUGGCUCAGGCUGUCCUCCAGUUUCUCUGUUUGAAAAACAAAAGCAGCGCAUCAGUGGUGUUCACGACGUACACACAGAAACACCCGUCCAUCGAGAGCGGGCCUCCUUUUGUGCAGCCCCUGCUCAACUUCAUUUGGUUUCUGCUGCUGGCCGUGGAGGGGGGGAAGCUCACGGUGUUCACGGUGCUGUGUGAGCAGUACCAGCCGGCCCUGCGUCGGGACCCCAUGUACAAUGAGUACCUCGACAGGAUAGGACAGCUCUUCUUUGGUGUGCCACCCAAGCAGACGUCAUCCUACGGAGGCUUGCUAGGGAACCUUCUGAGCAGCCUCAUGGGCUCCUCGGAGCAGGAGGGUGAGGACAGUCAGGACGACAGCAGCCCCAUUGAGCUCGACUGA